AUGAAGAUAGAAUUGGCCUCACCGGUAUCUUUUAUCCGGGCCGGUAUCACCGAGCCCGGGUUUAAUCAUAUACUCAGUUUUCGUCGGCAGGCUUACGUUCCACCGGAAAUCAUUAAUACUUUGCCUGAACGUAUUCAGGUGGACUAUGAUGGUACAUCCUACUGGAUUUACGUGUCCUCAGACUCGAUGACGUGCUUUUUAUGCAAAAAAGAAGGUCACGUCGCUAAUAAGUGUCCAAACAAUACACAGUCGAAUGAGAAUUCGAAUCCCGCUAACAACGCUAGUGAUAUUUUAAAUGUCCCUAAUUUCCGUCCGCCCGUAACUUUCAAAAGACCGCACCCGCCUACUACGACCGAAUCGUCGCAAAGCGCGCCCGCUCCUACAGAAAUAUUGUUGUCAGAUAGCGAGGCUAUGAGUGAGUCUGACUCGAGCGAAGUUUCCAUCGACGACACUGACCCGGCUAAGAAAGUUGUUAAAAAACCAAAAAGGACGAUCGACAUACAACCCUCGGAGAUUACAGAAAUUGAAAAGAUUUUGGAAAGCGGCGAUUACCCCAUGUCGAUUAAAGAAUUUAUGAGUUUCUUAGAUGAAUCGUACGGUAAAGAAAAUAUUCUACAGAUAAGCUUAACGUACACGGAUGAUAUUGGACAGACCUUAGUAGACAAACCACCGAAACGUCCUUGGUUCGCAGACGCCAAUCUCAAUAAAAGAGAUUUAACUCUCUCCUUCCGCCUCCGUUCAAACCACAUUCCAUUGAAUAAUUUUAUUUACCUUAUGGGGAAAACGGACAAUCCCAACUGUACCGCUUGCGACCGAUACGAGGACCUCUAUCACAUGCUCAUGGAAUGUAGGAGGAACGAAGGUAAACAAGAAGAAGAUCCGAGAUACACGCUAACUACAAACGAGGACGGGGCAACGGUGUUUUCGUGUAAGAUUUGCCAGAAAGUGUUUAAGAAAAAGGAUCUUGUCAAGCAACAUUACAAUGAGGUGCAUUUGAAGAAACGCCGACAAUUUCGUAGCUGCCACCUCUGUGAUGUCUUGGUGCCGAGUCACAAGCGGCCGGCGCACAUGGAGGAAGCCCACGGAGUGCCCAUGCCGAAGUGCAACGCCUGCGGCAGAAAGUUCGCGUACGAAUUCAAAUUGUUGCGUCAUCAGAGAACAUUUCACAUGGGAGAACGAAACUACGAAUGUGACGUCUGCCAUAAGAAAUGUGCCCGUGCCUAUGAUUUAAACAAGCAUAUGUUCGUUCAUCGCUCCGAACGACCUUUUGAGUGCAAUGUUUGCGACAAGAGUUUUAAAACGGCAAAAUAUUUGGAAAUACAUAUGAGGAUACAUUUGAAUGACCGAAGAUUCGUGUGCAAGUUGUGCGGGGAGAGCUUCGUGCAGUGGCCCAGCUUGAAGUAUCACGUGACGAAGAGACAUCCCGAGGAACCAUAA
Molecule: messenger RNA, 1437 nt
Organism: Aricia agestis (brown argus)
Lineage: Eukaryota; Metazoa; Arthropoda; Insecta; Lepidoptera; Lycaenidae
Product: zinc finger protein 26-like
Exons: 3
Coding region: 1-1437 (478 amino acids)
Biological process (GO): regulation of transcription by RNA polymerase II
Molecular function (GO): RNA polymerase II cis-regulatory region sequence-specific DNA binding; DNA-binding transcription factor activity; zinc ion binding
Source: RefSeq, a predicted model, not a curated record